GAAUGAUGAGGAUGAUGGUGAUGAUAAUGUCGAUGAUGAGGAUGGUGAUAAAGAUCUCUCCUCCUGUAGGUCCAGACAGAGUAGUUGAUGUCAGUUUCUGAGAGGAAAUGACAUCACUGCCACCAACAACAGCUUUGAGAGAGAGUAUUACAUGCAUUACCAUAACCUGUUGUCUGUGUGUCUUGCAGUGGCAAGCCUCCCCUUUGUCUGGCGUCAGCCCCGGGGGGAUAGGACAGGGUGAAGAGAGAGGAGAGGACCCAGAUGGCAGCUCAGCCCGGACUGGCCAGGACAGUAGAAAGGGGUGGGGUCUAGCCUUAGAGGGGUUUCCGGGAGUCACGCCUACCACAUUCCCUCAACCAACCAGAGCACAGGACAGUGGCCCCUCUCCCAGACCUGCUUACGUGAGGAGGGGGCGUAGUCUCAAGGUUGAUGACAUCGCCAGCGAUGACAUUACAGAGGAGAAGCUGACAAUGUCCUAUAAAACUCUUCCUGGUUACAGUGAGGACCGGUUGCUAGGGGAGGAGUUUGGUGAUUAUGGGAUGCAGAGGGACUCACCCGGCAGUGAAUCGCAUACCGGGAAAGACCCGACAGAUCACAAUGACUCCUCCAAAUCAAGCAAUUCUGUUGACUCUAACACCUCUAGUGAUUCAAGCGAUUCCUCCAAGUCAAGUGACUCUAGCGAUUCAAGCGAUUCUAGCGACUCAAGCGAUUCUAGCGACUCAAGUGAUUCUAGCGACUCAAGCGAUUCUAGUGACUCAAGUGAUUCUAGCGAUUCUAGCGACUCAAGUGGGACUAGCGAUUCUAGCGACUCAAGCGAUUCUAGCGACUCAAGUGAUUCUAGUGAUUCUAGCGACUCAAGCGAUUCUAGCGAUUCUAGCGACUCAAGUGAUUCUAGCGAUUCUAGCGAUUCUAGCGACUCAAGUGAUUCUAGCGACUCAAGUGAUUCUAGCGACUCAAGUGAUUCUAGCGACUCAAGUGAUUCUAGCYACUCWAGCGACUCAAGUGACUCUAGUGAUUCAAGUGACUCUAGUGAUUCAAGCAACUCUAGUGAUUCUAAUUGAUUCUAAAAGUUAAAGUGAAUCAAUCUCCAAAGACAAAUAACGGCAGUGACUCUAGUACCAGCUAGGCAGCGAGAGAGACAGGGAGAGAGAGAGAGAGAGAGAGAGACAGACAGACAGAGAACAAGACAGAGAGAGAGA
Messenger RNA from Salvelinus sp. IW2-2015, 1199 nucleotides. RefSeq names its product dentin sialophosphoprotein-like. The record is from RefSeq and is a predicted model, not a curated record. Gene Ontology annotation, biological process: dentinogenesis; odontoblast differentiation. Gene Ontology annotation, cellular component: cytoplasm; nucleus. Gene Ontology annotation, molecular function: collagen binding. NCBI's taxonomy places the organism in Eukaryota, Metazoa, Chordata, Actinopteri, Salmoniformes, Salmonidae.